CUCGAGGAGAACCAUCCAAUGGAAGGUGGAGGACGAGGUUGAAGGGAAGAAUGCAGAUCGACUUAUGGUGAAGGAGAAGCGGUCCUCCUACAGAUGUGGGGAGCAGAGUCGGCCUUCCACAAGGCCCACAGGGAGGAACCAAAUUCAGUCAAUAGAUGUGAGGCGGAGGAAGACGAGCUCACCGAGGAAGAGAAGCUUUAUCUGGAGAAGAAGAAAGCGGAAUGGUCGAAGGCAAAGGUGUCGGCAAGAAAGGAGAAGCGGAGAGUUUCUGCGUAUGGGGCAGGUGCGAGGAAUGCUUUUUACCCACUAGCCUCUAAUAGAUGGGUGGAAGUGAUGAGCAAAGUGUUGAAAGGCAAGAUCUGGACAUUGGAGACGUAUAAUUUCUUGGCGCCAAUCGAUGUAAGAGGAUACACAUUGCUAGCAGCUAUUUUCCAGGACGAGGUCAGGGAAUGCUUUGACCGAGCGAUGAACAUGGUCAUGGCGCCCCCUGAUGUGAGGUUCCCCUUCCAUGGUGAUGGAGUGUGUCUCCCUCAUAUGAGCAUCAUGGAUGGCACUAAAUGCACAUCUUUCGAUCCGAUGGUUUCCACCAAAGGUCCCAAGCCACCGCAGAACCCUGCUCCUCUGCCGGAGCUAAAACGAAUAUGGAACGUUGGGAGGUUGUACGUGAAGUGCAAGUGCGUCAUCUCAGGGAGGGAAGAUUGUGGAAAAGGACCUGCGUGGUUUGACCACCUCCUCUGGUAUAUCUUCGGAGACCCGGACAUUAUGUUUCCGGAUGCUCCCACGCUGAAGGCCAAGGUGAGACUGAUGUUAGAACUGCUUGAAGGAAGCUGGAGGUCUCUGGUGCUGGCAUCAACCACAUUCGGCUACAUGCGAGAGGCCAUGAUGGUUUUAGCGAAGAAGCUAGUGGCGGACCCCACUCUCACCGUUGAGAGCAUCCUGACGGGCAUAGUAGGCGCGGACAGCAAACUAUUCAAAGAGUCGGCCAAACUGUUGAUGCCUGCCAAGUACUUGAAGAAGAGAUCGAGAGCUGAUGUUGUAGCGUCAUCCUCCAAGCGGCUUCGGGAGGAAGCACAAACGUCCAUGGAUGCGUUUGUGCAGGUUCCCUCUCAGGGAACUCCACUCAGUGGGCAGUGUGAGAUGGAUGUAGAAUCCUCACCUCCUAGCUCUGCGGUGACAACAGUUGUCGGACAGAGGGUGGGAGGCCCCCCUGGACUCCGUAGGGGUACGGAGGGGUCGGAUAGUACAUGGCGCAUCAGGUAGAUUGCGUUGGGAGAAGAUUGAAGACCCAUCGAUGAAGGACAGGAAGUUUGUCCAUAUCCACUAUGUAGGCCGUGUCAUGGAAAGGAUUAGGAUUCAAUAGCUAUUCAGAGAAGUCCUGAUCAUGUUCGUUAACGUAUCUAUCCUAUCUGUAUUUACUCAGAUUGCGUAUGGAUGGACGUAUGACAAGCCCAUUUCGUCUGUUGUGUAUCAACCAGCCAAGAUUUUCAAGUGGUUUGACCUGGAUGAUUGGUAUGAGUCGAUGACUAGCUUAGGGAGACGUCCCUGCACAACGAAGAGGUUUGAGAUUUUUUUGAGUGAUGCAACAAAGAGCUUUUCUCAAC
Molecule: messenger RNA, 1601 nt
Organism: Chara braunii
Lineage: Eukaryota; Viridiplantae; Streptophyta; Charophyceae; Charales; Characeae
Source: the annotation of a GenBank genome assembly